This is a messenger RNA of Colius striatus (speckled mousebird), 2836 nucleotides long. It is a transcript of the gene RND3, whose product is annotated as Rho family GTPase 3. Gene Ontology annotation, molecular function: GTP binding; GTPase activity. NCBI's taxonomy places the organism in Eukaryota, Metazoa, Chordata, Aves, Coliiformes, Coliidae. Gene Ontology annotation, biological process: small GTPase-mediated signal transduction. The transcript has 5 exons. The coding region runs from base 204 to 938 and encodes 244 amino acids. The record is from RefSeq and is a predicted model, not a curated record.
GCGGCGCGGGCGGAGCGGAGCGGGGCGGGGCGGGCGGCGCGUCCCGGGACUCUGCCGCUCGGGCUCUCAAAGCCUGCGCUUUUGACUCAAAUCGGGGUUUUUGUUCUCUUUUUGGGGUGAAGCAAGGUGUGGUCGGCUGGGAUUUGGUGGGGUUUUUUUCGUUUCGUUUCGUUGUGGCCGGCCGAAGGAUUAAUCCGAGAUCAAUGAAGGAAAGAAGAGCGAGCCAGAAGUUAUCGAGCAAGGCGGUGAUGGAUCCCAACCAGAACGUGAAGUGCAAGAUCGUGGUGGUGGGGGAUAGCCAGUGCGGGAAGACCGCCCUGCUCCACGUCUUCGCCAAGGACUGUUUCCCCGAGAGCUACGUCCCUACCGUCUUCGAGAACUACACAGCCAGCUUCGAGAUCGACACGCAGCGCAUCGAGCUGAGCCUCUGGGACACCUCGGGGUCUCCUUAUUAUGACAACGUCCGCCCGCUCUCCUACCCAGACUCUGAUGCUGUCCUGAUCUGCUUCGACAUCAGUCGGCCAGAAACUCUGGACAGCGUGCUGAAAAAGUGGAAAGGUGAAAUCCAGGAGUUCUGUCCCAACACCAAAAUGCUUUUGGUUGGUUGCAAAUCAGAUCUGCGCACGGAUGUGAGCACGCUGGUGGAACUCUCCAACCACAGGCAGACACCCGUGUCCUACGAUCAGGGUGCAAAUAUGGCCAAACAGAUUGGAGCAGCCACAUACAUCGAAUGCUCAGCCUUACAGUCAGAAAACAGCGUCAGAGACAUUUUUCACGUCGCCACCUUGGCGUGUGUGAACAAAACAAACAAGAACGUGAAACGGAACAAAUCGCAGAGGGCCACCAAGAGGAUCUCACACAUGCCUGGCAGGCCAGAGCUUGCCACGGUGGCCACGGACUUGAGAAAGGACAAAGCAAAGAGUUGCACGGUGAUGUGAAGGAGCUUGACUGCCUGGAGGAGAAGGAGGAGGAGGAGAGCAUCCAGGAGGGAUGGAGGCUCACUCACACAGCCACAUUGGUGUUGAACGAGGGCUCGUGCCGGUGCUUUAAUGGAGGCUUCAGCUCUUGUGUGAGACUGUGCUUAGGAACUGAGCAGCGAGAAGGAAUGGCUCCAAAGGAGGUGGCAGCAGGAGAUGAUACAUUGAAGAAAAUGCCAAAAAAAACCCCCCACAAAGCCCCAACCCAAAAGGGAAAAUUGUCUGAAUGUGCUGAGAAAAAGAGAGGAUGAGUGGGGAAAACAGCACUGCAAAAGGAGAGAUGUCAUUGACAGUGCUUGUGUCACUAACACUCUGCUCCUGGAUGCUGCCACUUUGAUUGCAGUAAAGUCAUACUUUAAUCUUCUCUUCUUUCUUUUUUUUUUUAAGGAUGACAUUACUAAUAUGCCCUCCUCAUUAAGGAACUACCCCUGUGACCUUAGAGUUGGUUUUCCAAAGGAUAUGAUCUAAUUUUUUAGUAGCUCAUGGUUGUAACGGAGAGUGUGUUGAGGCUUGUGCGUCACCAAGUGGAAAACACUGUGUGAGGAGUCUGGAGUUCUGCCUUCCCAAGACAAACAGCACAAUCUACCUGUGAGCACGUUGGUAAUGAAGACAACCAUUGGAGAUGUCCCAGUAUUGUGGGUGCCCUGACGCUGUGGAAGUGAAAAGGUUCCAGUCGGGGUGUUGGGCACAACCUGCCCUCGCAGGUCUCUGACUUUCCCCUUCCUCUGUGUGAUUGUAAUGUAGAGUGGAAAUGAUCUCCAGUUCUGGUGUACUGUAUGGGUAUGUUGCUGUAGGUUCAAGUGAAAGGUGCUAAGAGCUGUGAUGACAAAUGAUCCUUAGUUUUUACAGCCAGGAUAAUUCAUUAAAGCCUUACUGCCCACCCCAGGGAAGCCCUGAGGCACCUCCUCUCGGGGUGGAUCCCAGGCUCAGGCCCUGUGUAAAUGCCACAGAGCAGUGCUGUUCUGUGAUGUGGUUCACUGCAAAAACACCCCAACAACCCAAGAAUCUGCAAAUGAGCCAGCAGAGCCAGGUUAUCUUUUUUUGUGAUGCUCUUAUUUCUGGGGCCAGCCGUCUUGCUGCAGACAGACCGUGUCUCCUCGUGAUGAGGACAUGGGGUCUGAAGAACUGUGAUGCCUUCAGGGGUCCCCAGCAGGAACUGGAUACUUCCCUUCAGGUUAAUACACAUGUAUCCAGACACCAACCAUGAAGAAACAGCAGUGAACCAGUUAAGGCAAAUCCCUUUCUGCUCACUGAGUGCUGUUGUUACCUUAAACGAGCCUUGAAAGUUCUUUACAGCCACUUACUGACCCAGCCUCACUUGGUAGCUUCUCUCCCAAAAAGGAUCCUGUCAGCUCUGACCAGUGUGGCUGUUGCUUGUCCAGGACAAGCAUUUAUUUUGUUCCCAAGGGGUAAUGCUUCAUUUUGGAAGUGUCCAAGCUGUGCUCAACGUGAACUUGUGCAAAGGUAAAAGGGUUACCAUGAGGAAAACUCAGUUCUGUGUGUUUCCCAGCACUUUGCUAAAAGAAGAAGAAAAACCCACCCCCAGACAACCAAACCUCCACCCAUUCUGAUGAUUUCCCACUGAGAGAGAGAGACAUUUUUACCACCCUAGUAAGCUUUUGACUGAAUCAGCAGUGUGCUUAGGGCAGUAUUAUGAAAUAGCUGGUAAGUGCUUUCUGUAUUUAAAUAUUGUGGAGAAAAUAAGUUAUAACUGUUACCAAACAGGACAUUCAUUGCUUUCCUUUUUUUUUAAUUGUUGAAGUCACUUUGUAUGUUUGGUUAAUGUUCCUGCAGUAUUUAUUAAAAUACCCUUUUUUCUUUUGUUCUUUGAAUUAAAAACCAACCCCAAAAGUCCUCGA